UCGACAGAGAAUAAAAUUUACAAUUGUUCAUACUGGAUGCAAUAGUACAACUCAAAGGAAAAUGGCUGGUUUGAAGUUUUUGAUAUCUACUUGUAUUCUGCUAGAACUAGUCAUCUUUUGCAGAAACACCUAUCAAACUCAAUCAGACAUCAUUACCUGUGAUUUUGUUAUAAUUGGUGCCGGAACAGCCAGCUUAACUCUGGGCGGCUUGUUAGCAAAUAUCCCAUACUGGAAAAUUUGCAUUUUAGAACGUGGCCCUCUGGAAUCGAGAAUGGAUGGAUGGUAUACUAACAGUUACAAGUUUACUACUCCUCAUGAUCCGAUGUGGCUUACAACUCCUGUUCUCAAGACAAUUGAAAAUAAUAAAAAUAAAAACAGAGAUGGACGAAAUAUAUAUAUCCCAAGAUUUCGUGGUCGUGGUGGAACAUCUCGUGUUUAUGGAGCAAUAAAUAGAAGAGCUAGUCCUGCUGUACUUGAUUUGUGGCCAGAUGGAUGGAAACAUGAUAAUUUGACCCACUAUUAUAAAAGAAUGGAAGAUCAUUAUUGUUAUUAUGACUCAAAAGAUGUAACUGGAAUAUCAGAAGAAGAUUGCAAAAAAUGGCAUGGUAAAGGAGGUGCAAUGCAGGUAAAUACACAGAUGGAGGAGGCAUUUCAAAAAUUUCCAAGAGAAAUGAAAUAUCUUUGCGAAAAGACCAGCAUGCCUUGGGGUGGUUAUGCUCAUAACUACAACGGUCAUUUGGAAGAUAGAAUAAGCUGCAGCGUUUUUCAACAAUUCAAAAUGAGGACGGAAAAAGUUGGAAAAGACGAUUUUGUACCUACACCGGAGGCGCGAAAUAACCGAGCUUCACAGACGGCUCGUGGUAGCAGUUAUUCAGGUUAUUAUGAACGAAGACAGAACCGACCUAACCUUCAACUCUUUACAUCUACAACUGUUACGAAAAUUUUGUUUGAAAAUAAAAAGGCAAUAGGGGUCCUCUGUUUGAAUGAAGAUAGUGAGAAAAUUUUAACAUUUUACGCCAAGAAAGAGGUUAUUGUUGGGGGAGGGUCUUUUGAUACCCCUCAUUUGCUUCAGAUUAGUGGUAUUGGUCCCAAAAAACUUUUGAAGAAGAUUAAAGUUGAUAUUGUCGCUGACAAUCAACACGUUGGACAGCAUUUAUGGGACCAUAUCUCCGUUCCAUAUGUACUCAAGCUCACUCCUGAAUCAGAUGAUUUAUGCUGCACUGGUCCAGACAGUAAAAUACCAACAGUUAAUAUUGAUGGUAAAAUUUAUGAUACAAGAACAUUAUCCAGUAUCAAUGGUCCAUUUUCAUGGAUUUUGCAUUUGAGAUCAAAUUUAACUCGGCCGCUGCAGAAUAUGUCUGACAUUCAGAUAUAUGUGAUGGGAAAUUCCAAACUUUUUGACGAAACAGGAUCAUUGUGUACCGCUCCAACAACUGGUCACAAUGAUCUAAAGGAAUAUGCUUUCUCUGGGGAUGAAGAUGAUACCGUUGAUUCAGAAGAUUUCAACGAAGGAACAAUUCGUAUUAUCGAUCAAUGGCCAGAAUUUCGAGGCUCUAUUAAUGCGGUAACAGCCAACAUUUUCGACAAACCAAAAUUGGAUUACGGAUGGACCUACACUAUAGAUGGAAUACCUACAAAAGAAUUCGAACAAGUGUCCCAACUAUUCAAAGAUCAGAUUCGAAUGUUACGAGACAUGUUUUUUGGCAAUGAUGUUCGAGAAGAGCUACGUUCUUUAAUUGUUGACGAAGUUGCACCAGGUAAAGAUAUUGAUACGGACGAAGAACUAGAUGCGUGGAUGAGGGGAAUGUUUGUUUCAGCAUUGCAUCCAGUAGGGACAUGUAAAAUGCCUGAAUGUGCAGACGAAUUUUUACAAGUGAGGGGAGUGUCUAAAUUGAGAGUAUGUGAUGCUUCAGCGUUCGCCACGCAAACCGAUGGAAAUCCUGCUGCAACCCUCUAUGCAAUGGGAGAAAAACUUGCAGAUAUGCUCAAAUUUCAGUAUUUAAAGUACGUUAAAGUUGCCAUACGUCAAGACUUAUCAAUUCAAGUUGAAUCGACUAAACUGGAUGACCCGGAUAUUUCGUCUGUCCAAUCAUACACUAACUGUAUAGACACUAAGGUCUCGAGCGAAUGGAUAUCAACGGGAAAGUCAACUUCUGCUAUGAUUUACCAGUGGUCUCUUGUUUGCAAUGAUAAUUCAAAUGUAAGGGAUAUUGCAGAUAAAGUCAUUGAAGCAACACUCAGCUUGAAUGUUGACUACGAUAGUUGUAAUACAGAAGGCUUCCCAAAGUUUAACCGUGUAGAGACUCCCCCUAUUAAUAAAGAAUCUGAACCAAAUCAUAAAGAAUCAUCUUUUGUUUUUAUAGCAUGGUGUAGGGCAUUUGAAAAUGUUAAUCCUAAUGAUCUGUGGAGAUCUGUUGGUUAUUAUAACGGAGAUAAUGGAAAUAAUCCUGGUUCGAAAAAAUGUUUUAAACUAAACUGCCAAGAGGAAAUAUGUUCAAUUUUAAAAUAUAUGAACAACGAUAAUAGAGAACUGAUUUUUUCGGAACCGGAACUAAAUUUGCCCCUUAAAAACUAUGUUUCAACAAAGAAGGUUGUUUCGAAAAACUAUGGAAAAUCAUCCUAUUAUGUACGAACUGGAUCAUUUAAAAGUAAUCCCGGUAUAGAUUGGUAUGAUGGAAUUGCCGGAUACUUACUUGAAGAUGUGUAUUCUGCUGAUGGAACUAGACGAUCACGACAAUACCCACCACUGAACAGUCUAAGUGGAUGGUGGACAGAAAAAACGGAUGGGCUAUUAUAUUAUGAAUCCAAAGGCAUAAAAUCUAGUUUGCAUCUUGCAGCGUUUGAUUUGGACGGAACUCUGAUUACAACGAAAUCCGGAGAGGACUUUCCUAUAGAUGAAAACGACUGGGAGUUAAAAUUUCAUAAAAUUCCCGAAAGACUGUUAAAAAAUCGAAACGAGGGUAUCAACAAUGUUAUUAUGAGUAACCAGAAAGGAAUUGGGUUAGGUUUGCAAAAUAAAGAAGAAUGGAUGACAAAAAUAGAGAACAUAAUUUCUAAGUUGGGAGUACCAAUGUAUGCUUUAGCUGCCACCGAAGAUAACAAAUACAGAAAACCGAAUGUUGGAAUGUGGGAAUAUUACAAAUGUUCAUUAAACCAAUUCAGUUCAAUUGAUAAAUCCGAUGCAGUAUACGUUGGUGACGCCAAUGGUCAAGAAGGACGCCCAGAUUCAGACAAAAUGUUUGCUGAAAAUGUUGGCAUCAAAUUUUAUAAUCCAGAAGAAUACUUUCUUUCUUCAUUUAAGAAAUAUCAUGAUGACCUAUAAUAUUCUAAGGAUAGUUUAUGGAAUAUCGACAAAAGAAUAAUGUAUAAAGUAUCUUAGUAAUAAUAUGGUAAUCAUAUACAACUUUUAGCAUGUUUAGUAUUAUACAUAGCAUGUUCUCACUCGCAACUCUCAUUCGAACAUUAAUUGUUUCUUAUUCUAUACUAAGAAACAACAAAGACUGAUAUGAAAAUUCACAACAAACAGUUUUAUUUGAUAGACACAAAUAUUGUCAACAAUAUAACAAAUCAUCAAGAAAAAAGUUCAUACAUCAAUUUCAACAUCCAACUUGUGCAAACAAAGAUCUACAAAAGAAGUUAAAAAGAACUAGAAGUUAUUCUAGUCGUCGAACAUGUUUGGUUGUGUGAAAUCUCGAUGAAAUAAAAAGGGCGCGUAGAAUAUUAUAUGAAGUCUAAAAACUGAUUUACUGAAUAGAUUUCAGUCGUUUUUUCUCAAACUUUUUGAGCAGUUUCGGUUGAUCGACAUGUGGCAAAAGUUAUGGCGUUAGAAAUAGAAAAUAACUUGAAAAUGUAGAUUUGGAAUUCAAUUAGGUGAUGGGUGGAUUGUUAGUUGUUGAAAAUAUUCUCAUCCUUAAACCAAUAUUCCGCCCCAAUAAAUGCUAAGAUGGACCUUCCGUACUAAAUUUACCAGAUAUCUCUGACAAUUAAAUGCUUGUUCCAAAACGAAAUAUCUUGUAUUGUUGUUAAAACCUUUCAUUAUUCACAAGAUAGCCUAAAUCACCUGGUUUCGUAGUAAUGAUUUGUCUGAGUAGAGUAAAUUGUGACAGCAAAUAUUAAUUUGUUAACGUUUUUUUGCUUAGCAAUAAUGAUUGUAGAAGUAUAAUUGUAGAUGUUUGUUAUUCUUCAGCUUAUCUAUGAAGCUUAUAGCUCAUAUAAAUAUUGUAGUUUUA
Molecule: messenger RNA, 4229 nt
Organism: Mytilus californianus (California mussel)
Lineage: Eukaryota; Metazoa; Mollusca; Bivalvia; Mytilida; Mytilidae
Exons: 3
Coding region: 62-3322 (1086 amino acids)
Molecular function (GO): flavin adenine dinucleotide binding; oxidoreductase activity, acting on CH-OH group of donors
Source: RefSeq, a predicted model, not a curated record